Molecule: messenger RNA, 5190 nt
Organism: Prorocentrum cordatum
Lineage: Eukaryota; Dinophyceae; Prorocentrales; Prorocentraceae
Source: the annotation of a GenBank genome assembly
AUGGAGCAAGCGGUGCAACAGUUACAGCAGCAACUGCAGGAUCUGAACGGCCAGUUCCAGCAGUACCGCCAGGACUCGCAGGCGCGAGAGCGGGCGCUUGAGAACCAGCUGAUCCAAGUUCAGCAGCAGUCACUGGGCCAGUUGGCGGCUCAGCAGGCAGAGCUUCUCCAGAACCUGAAGAACAGGGACAGGGUCCAGCUUGUGGACACCAAGGGAAUAGGACGACCUGUUGGCUUCGAUGGAACGGAAGAAAAGGUUCUACCCUGGAAGGUGAAAGUCGAGAACUUCAUCACCAGCACGUUCCCUGACUUAGAGCCUGUGUUGGAGUGGGCCGAAGAGCACGCGGGACAGAUCGACGAAGCCGACGUCACCGUGGCUUACGGGGACCGACAGGAUCCCGAGUUUGUUCCGGACCUUCGGAACAAGGAGGCCCAGGUGUACAUGGUUCUGCAGCAGCUGUGCGAAAAGGAGCCGUUCGACAUAGUGAGCAACUGUGGUCGAGGCAACGGGCUUGAAGCCUGGAGGCGCUUGAACAGGCGCUACGACCCCUCCACUGGCGGCAGGAAGAAGACCCUACUGAAGCACAUCCUCAAUCCGUCCCGGGUGACGUUGGAUGAGCUGUCCGGGGCUAUUGAGAAGUGGACCGACAGCGUCCGCAUGUACGAGCGACGAAAGGAUAGGAACGGCGACAGGAGUUCCAUCCCAGAUGACAUCAAAAUCUCUGCUUUAGAGGGCUUGGUGCCGAAAGAGCUAGAAAAACACAUGCUUCUCAACAGCGAUCGUUUCGAUACGUUCGCCAAAGCCAUUGAGGGGAUCGGGACCUACCUCGAAGCCCGCACAGGGACGAGGCUGAAGGUGGUUGACCACAGCGGCGGCAGGAACCCAGACGACAUGGAUGUCGGAAGCUUUGUCCGGGGCAGGCCAAAAGGCGCGCCGAAAGGAGGCAAAGUCCCCAAAGGCAAGGGCAAGGACGACAGGCCCUGGGGCGACCGGAAGCCCGCCCAGACGAGCUUCCAGGGCACCUGCGACAACUGCAAGAGGCCAGGCCACAAGAAGAAGGACUGCUGGCGCCCUGGCGGAGGCGCGCACAAGCCCGACGGGACAGGCCAGCCCAAAGCUGGGCCGAAGGGUCCCAAGGGCGACGGCAGAGGCAAGGGCGGAAGAGGCCCCAAGGGCGGCAAGCCCGUCCGGUCCCUCGAAGAGGAGGAACCCGAAGAGGAGGCAGCUGACCAGAGCUACCUCUCCCUGAGCCCGCUUGAGGUGUGCCGCGCUGGCGACCCCGAGGAACCCGCACCAGGUGCUUCGCCUGAUGUGGGUCGGCAGGAAGUGGGGCAGAAGCCAGGCGACGGUGCCACCGCAGGGCUGCAGAGAAGCAUCUCCGCAGCGAGUUCGGUCCGGAUGCACCGAGACGUGGAGUUUUCUCUCCGCAGUGCGUAUUCGGACAGGCUUCGUGCGAUCAGCGCGGAGAUGGAGAUGGCCGAGGACGAGGCCACGCUCCAGGAGCUCUUGCUGGAGAAGGCCGAGAUCGAGCGGAAGCGCGACUCGAUGAAGGCCAUGGCGAAAGCUGACGACGACCAGCGGCGCCAGCGGCGCCGCGACCAGCCAGAGAGCUCGACGGAUCCGAAGCUGGAUCAGAGCCACCACGACGUCAGGUACCGCAAGGCUUGCGAGAAGGGCGUGCCGCACCACCAGGCGUGGUACCACGAGAAGAAGCGCAGGCGUGCUGCCGAGCACAGGAAGAAGGGCGUGCCGGAGCGCGCGGCCGAGCGGAAGCGGCUCGAGGGCAAGUGGCACGAGGAGUUCGACUCCAAGGCGGUCAAGGAGGAGGAGUACCUGACGACCGAUCAGGUGCUGGACGGCAUGGACGGAGAGGUCGUUGCCGCGGCCGUCGACGGGAACCUGCGCGUGUACGGCGGCGACCUGACGGAGGCAAGCGCUGCCGGCCGCAAGGUGGACAAGUCGGACGUCGUGCUGAAGAAAGAGGACGUCAAGCUCUACAGGCCGCUCUCCCGGCAGGAGCUGCAGUCCUUCCGGCAGGAGGACCCGAACGAGGCCGAGAAGGCCCUCUACCAGAAGGCGAAGGAGAAGCUGGACCGACAGCGCAGCGGCGCUGAGCUGCCCUCUGCUUUUCGGAGGAUAGGACCGCAGGCGCGGGAGACGCACAACAGGAAGCAGCUUGCGAAGGCAACUGCUGCCAAGCCCUGCUACACGAAGAUGUUCAGCGGCAAGUGCUCUCGCGAGAACUGCCCGUUCUCGCACGACCAGUGCGACAAAGGCAAAGUGUUCUGCGAGCACUUCGAACGGGGCAGGUGCAAGUGGGGAGACCGCUGCAGGUUGAUCCACGACGAGAGUCACAGGAACCAGUUCCUGGACGAGCUGGACGCCAAGCGCCGCCGGAGGCAAGACGCGUGGGAGACGGCGGAGGCCGCCGUAAAGCACGAGUGGAAGGGGGAGACUCUGUACUGCAACGGUGUGAAGAUGGAACGUCACGAGAUGAACUUCGACACGGGGGCGGCCAUCACGGCUUUCCCGAAAGAUUUUGCGACAAGCUAUCCCAAAAGCGACCCGACCGUCAGAAAAUACAAGACAGCAAGCGCCGAGGAGAUCAGUGACGAGGGCGGUAGGAAGGUGUACGGCACGGAUGCGAACCUCAAUCCGUGUUCCCUGGAGGGUCGCGUUGCCGAUGUUCACAAAGUUCUUGUCUCUGGCGUAAAGAUGUGUGAGCACAGCGACGAGCCGGAAAACGCUGUGCCUACUAUCAUGUUGGAUUACAUGUUUAUGGGGCAGGCUGGUGAGGAAACGAUGCCUAUGUUGGCAAUCAAGGACAAGAAAACCAAACGUCCUUGGUGCACGGUGAUCGAGAGGAAGGGUGAGGACCCUUUCGCGAUCAAAUUCCUGGCGGAAGCAAUCCGCGAGACAGGGUACAGGCGAAUCAUCCUAAAGUCGGAUGAUGAACCAGCCAUACUGGCCCUGAAGACCAAGACCCGGGAACAGCUGGCAGACGUCGAAGUCGUCAUGCAGGAGGCUCCGACGGGCGACCACCGAGCGAACGGUGAGAUCGAGGUCAUGGUGCGUGAGUUGAAGCGCACAAUACGUGCCCUGAAGAGCAGCACCGAGGAGAAACUAAAGCUGAAAUUGAAGGACACAGAUCCUUUGCUUGCCUGGAUUCCGAGACACGCAGCGUUUCUGAUGUCUCGAUUCCGCGUAGGAGAGGACGGGAAGAUCCCCUACGAACGAGCCACUGGGAAGAAGUGGCGACGUCCCCUGGUGCUCUUUGGAGAGCGUCUGUUUUUCAGACCGGUUAAGACUACGAAUCGCAAGCACGAUUUCGAGUCGAAGGUCUGUGUCGGCAAUUACGUCGGCACGCACGGCAGGAAUGCUGAUGUCAUGGUCAUGACUGUCAUGGCGGCACCCAUGCCUGUGGAGGUGCCAGCCGUAGCGGCACCUGCAGUCGAAGCUCCACCGGCCCCUGUGGCACUGAGAGAUGUGGCCAAAGCUCUGUACGUUAAGCGUGCAGAUAUUGACAAGCACGGCAUUUGGCCGGGUUGCAAAGGGCGCACGUCUCUGAUGACAGGCGGGAACGAGUCCCAUCGCGAUGUCGAGAUGGGGCAGGCUGGCUGCUUGUGCAGCCUGGCGGAGGCAGUGGCCGAGGCGUGCCACAUGGCGAGCAUUGCGGUCAGCGGUACCUACAUGCGAAAGAGCACUGUUUGGGUCACUAAUUUUCAACACCUUGCCGAGUUCAUCCGGCAAGAAUCCGAGAGAAGAAUGGGUGUAACUUGGCACAGGCGCGUCGUUGAAGUCGACGGUCGGCUCGUAGAGAGCGGCCGGAAGCCCUGGGCAAUCCAGGUCGCCAUCCUCACUUCGAUGUUGCACGCUUCAGAGGAGAAGGGUGAGAUAUGUUCCUUCGGGCAGGUUGUUGGAGCCGGACCUGUGCCAGAAGAAGGGGCAGAGAUAGAGGAAGAACCUGGUGUAUACUUCGACGAUGUCACCGGGGCAGAGACCGAACUAGAGUGGAUCAGAAAACAAAAGGUCUACGUCAAGGUCCCCAUCAAGCAGUGUUGGGACCGAACGGGCAAAGGCCCGAUAUCCCUGAAGUGGGUGGACACGAACAAAGGCGACGACACUAACGAAAAGUAUCGUAGCAGGAUCGUGGUUCGAGAGAUCAGAAAGAACGGAAAGAGAGCACUGCCGGACCACGAGUUGUUUAGUUCGAUGCCCCCGCUUGAAUCACUGAAGAUGCUGUGCUCUAUGCUGACCACACUGAAGGUGAGCAAAGGGCGGAGGAAGCAUCUGAAGCUGAAGCUGUUCGACAUAUCCCGUGCCCAUUUCUAUGGUGUUGCCAAACGGGAGGUUUACGUGUCUCUCCCGGAGGGAGACCAACAGAAAGGGUGUGUUGGCCCAGAGGCCAGCGACGGCACAGAGAUGUGUGUGCUGAACAGAACGAUCAGGUACAACAAGGAGAACGGCGUGGUUGAGUACGAGGCAGACCAGCGCCACGCUGAGCUGAUCAUCAAAGCACUGGGAUUAGAGAAGGCGAAAGCCGUGACAACGCCAGCCGAGAAGAAAACGGCUAGCGCCGUGUCGGCGGCACUGUCGCUGCCGAAGGUGGAUGAAGAGCGACAGAGGUUCUACAGGUCUUUGGUCAUGAGGGCGUCCUAUCUAGCACAGGACAGGGCGGACUUGUGCGAGUGCGUCAAGUCACUUGCUCGAAAGAUGAUUGGACCGACCGAAGCUGACUUCGCAGACUUGAAACGUCUAGCCGUGCUCAUGGGCAAACACUGUGUGAAGGCAUCGUCUGGACUCCAGAGCACCAUCGCUCUCUCGAGUGGUGAGAGCGAGUUCUACGGAAUCGUCAAAGCUGCUUCAAUUGGUUUGCAAGUUCAAGCGCUGCUAGCCGAUUGGGGUUAUAAUGCAAAUGUGACGGUGCUCACAGACAGUAGUGCUGCACGUGGCACCUGCGCCCGGCGAGGGCAGGGGAAGCUGAGGCAUGUGCAGACCCGCUACUUGUGGGUCCAGGAAAGGGUGGCGCGAAGUGAGAUCGAUGUGCAACAGGUAGGGACAAAGAACAACAUCGCAGAUAUGUGCACGAAACCUGUCAACGGAGAUUCCCUCACAAAGUUUAUGAAGAUGUCGAGCCACUAUUUUCUGAGCGGCCGGGCGGCGACAGCAAAGCAUUUAGUGAAGGUGUAG